AUGAGACUGCCAAUUCAUUUGAUAAAUUAAAAAACUGAUGUUGAUUUUAAUAAAUAAUAAGUUUACAUAAUUAUUUAAAUGGGAUCUCAUUGUUGCAAAAUUGAUCACUUUAUUCGUCAAGAUGAAUUAGAUUUGGACUUAGAUGAAAUAUCGAACUUCACACCAUAACCUCUUUCCAAAGCCUCAAUUUCAUAAAAGGGCACAAAAAAGAGAAUAGAAAAUUCAGUAUCCCCUUGCUCUUUAGAGAGGAGUAAAACUCACAAAGAGAUUGCAAACUAAUAAGAAGUUCUAAAUACGGAAAUAGAGCAUAGACAUAAUCUUGAGGUUUUAUAAGAAAUGUAGUAAUUGUCUAAGACUAUAGUAGUUGAAACUACGUAAUAAAGUCGAAUGAAUAGUCUAAGUUAAAUAGGGACGGCUACUAGAAUCAAGCUUGGAUAGGAUAUUUUCAUUCACUUGAAAGAAGGAUCAAUAAAUUCACAUUAUAAAUUCGAUAAGGUAUUAGGUUAAGGAGGUUUUGGAAAGGUGUGGAAAGUCACUCAUAAAAUUACCAACCUCGUUAGAGCAAUUAAAUAGAUAAAAAAGAGCUCAAUAUUAAAGGAAGAGAAAUAAAGAAUGUUUUCGGAGAUGAAUAUUUUAAAAAAUCUUGAUCAUCCUAACAUUUUAAAAUUAUUUGAACUUUAUCAAGAUACAAAUAAUUAUUAUUUAGUCACUGAAUAUUUAUCUGGAGGAGAACUCUUGGAGAGAAUAAAGAUAAUGACAUGCUUUACUGAAAAUGUUGCAGCUAAUUAUAUUAGAUAAAUACUAUUGGCUACAUUAUAUUGUCAUGAGAAAAAUAUAGUUCAUCGAGAUCUAAAGCCAGAAAAUGUUAUUUUUGUUAAUCAAGACCCUAAUUCAUAAUUAAAGGUUAUAGAUUUUGGUACAUCUCGAAAAUUUGAUAAAAAUAAAUCCAUGAGCAAAGAUAUUGGAACUCCUUUUUAUGUUGCCCCAGAAGUAUUGAACCAUCAAUAUGAUGAAAAAUGUGAUUUGUGGUCUUGCGGGAUCAUUCUCUAUGUUUUAUUAUGUGGAUAUCCCCCUUUUACAGGGAGGACAGUUCAUCAAGUUUUGGAGAGAGUGAAAUAAGGUGUCUUUGUUUUUGAAAGUAGAGAUUGGGAGGACAUUUCCAAAGAAGCUAAAUUAUUUAUAUAAAAACUCUUAAGGGUUGAUCCUAAAAGGCGAUUGUCAGCUAAGGAAGCAUUAGAUGAUCCUUGGUUAGUAAAGCACAAUCCUGCAACAUAACUAAAUUUAAGGGUGUUAGAGAACAUUAGAUAAUUUCAAGCGUAAACACUUCUGAAAUAAGCAUUAAUGUCAUAUAUGAUCACUUAAAUGUCAAAUUAAAAAGAAAUCCAAGAGAUUUAAAAUGAGUUUACUAAACUAGAUUUAAAUCAUGAUGGAAUACUUUCAAAAGAAGAGUUUAUGAAGGGUUAUUCGUAAUUGAAAUUUGAUUCAAAACUUGUUGAAGAUGAAGUAGAGAGAAUUAUUGAUUUGAUUGAUGUGAAUAGAUCAGGUAUGAUAGAUUUUUCAGAGUUCUGUAUGGCUGCCAUGAACUAAGAAAAAUUAUUUUCAGUUUAAAGAAUUGAGUAAGCAUUUAAGAUUUUUGAUUAAAAUGGUGAUGGAUUUAUUUCUAAAUAGGAUCUUGAAGCAAUCAUGGGUCAUUUAGAAGAUGAAGUUUGGGAAUAAAUACUCCUUGAGUGCAAUGCAGACUAGGAGGGAUAAAUUUCGUAUUUAGAAUUUAUUACAGUUUUAUAAUAAAAAACACUUUGA
This is a messenger RNA of Paramecium tetraurelia, 1800 nucleotides long. RefSeq lists its product as uncharacterized. The transcript is spliced from 9 exons. Gene Ontology annotation, biological process: peptidyl-serine phosphorylation; protein autophosphorylation; intracellular signal transduction. Gene Ontology annotation, cellular component: nucleus; cytoplasm. Lineage: Eukaryota; Ciliophora; Oligohymenophorea; Peniculida; Parameciidae. The record is from RefSeq and is a predicted model, not a curated record. Gene Ontology annotation, molecular function: calmodulin binding; calcium-dependent protein serine/threonine kinase activity; ATP binding.